This is a messenger RNA of Periophthalmus magnuspinnatus, 855 nucleotides long. RefSeq names its product protein Shroom3-like. The coding region runs from base 1 to 855 and encodes 284 amino acids. The record is from RefSeq and is a predicted model, not a curated record. The transcript is spliced from 6 exons. NCBI's taxonomy places the organism in Eukaryota, Metazoa, Chordata, Actinopteri, Gobiiformes, Gobiidae.
AUGGUUCCUCUGAGUCUGUGGAGAAUUGCUGCUGACCUGCUCUCAGGUCUGGGCUCUGGAGGAGGAGUCAGCUGGAGCCUAGAGAGCCUGCAGCCUCACACCUCAGGCCCUCCUGGAGCUGCUCAUCUGGUCCCACGCAGCUCCUCUUCCUGCCUUCAGCUCUCCUCCACCAGAUCAUCCAGCUCUGACCUGCUCCACUGCAAAAGAAACACUGCCUACUCCUCCUGCUCCCCAAGCCUCAGUUUCCCAGAAGACCUUGGUGUUGGCAGUGAGCGCUCCUUCUCUUUGGAGAGUGUCCAGCAGACGGCUGACCUGAAGCGUAUCCAACACAAGCCUUAUGGUUUAGACUCUGAGAGCCGAGCCAGGGUCAGACUGAGGGAGCAGUCAGCAGGUAGAGCCUAUUACCAUGGUACAAGUGAAAACCGACUGUUGAAUCGCCACAGUCUGGGUCCAAUAUGGAGCAGUGGGCAGAGUUCCUACGAGAACCUGAAGGGGGCGCUGGCUCCUCAGCGGCUCAGUGACAGCUAUACUGCAACUUCAUCAGAGCAACUCAGCUCCUGGUCCAGCCUGGAGCAUGCCCGCUCCCUACGCUCUGUACGGUCUCAGCAGAAAGGCGGCUCCACAACAUUGUCAGCCAAAGGUUUGUACACGACUGAGGGACAGCUCCACACUGUGAUUGAAAAGAGCCCAGAGAGCAGUCCCAGCAGCAAGCCUAGACAGGUCCAGAGCCCAGGGCCCCCCAGGCCCACCAAUCACGCCUCUGGAUCCAACCUUGGACUUAACCCAACUCCACAUAGGGAACACUGGGAUGGAUACGCCCACACUUACCACAGAGCUCUGGAGGCAGAGAGGUAA